Molecule: messenger RNA, 1239 nt
Organism: Pediculus humanus corporis (human body louse)
Lineage: Eukaryota; Metazoa; Arthropoda; Insecta; Psocodea; Pediculidae
Exons: 4
Coding region: 1-1239 (412 amino acids)
Biological process (GO): protein import into nucleus
Cellular component (GO): nuclear pore
Source: RefSeq, a predicted model, not a curated record
AUGUCUAAACGUGCUGCAUCAAAUGAUUUAAAUCAAGAUAAUUGGGAUCAGGAAGAUGAACCUGAAGAGCCCCAAGAGUUCCAAAAAGCAUCUGCUGAUGUUCUCGAAUCAAGAGUAAUUAUUACAGCUAAGCGUCGAAUUCAAGACUCUAACAGUUCAGGGUCAAAACCAAGCCCAUUUUCAAAUUUUAGUGGCUUUGGAAAAGCUACUUCAACUUCUAACCUUGCCUCACCAUUUGCAUUUUUAAAUCAAAAUAAAUCUAAAACAGAUGAUAAAGAUAAAAACGGUAAAGGAACAAAUGAGCAUUCCUCGCUUUUGAAAGAAGGUUUAUCCCAAACUAAGAGCUUAAGUAGUUCAUCAUUUUUAUCAAAAGAACCGCAAAAAAGUGUUGCAUCGCCUAUGUUUUUUGACUCAUCAAAAACUAACACAGAUUCCUCUGAUUCAACAUUUAAACCUUUUGAGCAUAUUUUUAAAACAAAAUCUCCAAGUUUAGAUAACAAAAAGUCGCAAAAUUUAGAAUCAUUAAAAGAAUUAAAUUUAAGUUGUAGUAGCUGGAUAGCUAAACAUUUAGAAAAAAAUCCAUAUUGCAUUUUAACACCAAUUUUUAACGAUUAUAAAAAGCAUUUAGAGGAGCUUAAUUUAGAUAAAGAAAUAAACAAAGUAAAUGAUGAAGUAAAGUCUGAUAAAACAAGCCCAACAAAUAAUUUCAAAUUUGGAUCGUUUUUACCAAGCAAACCUUUUAAUCUACAAUUCAAUAAUGUAAACACAACAUUUGAAUCAUCACCUGCACCUUUUAGUCUCAAUCGAAUUGCUGCCAAACCGAUUAAUUUAGAACCAGAUUCGAAAAAAGAUGAUGAGGAAAGUGAAGAACCUCCGACAAAUGAUUUUACUCCUGUUGUUGAAGAAGACAGUAUAUUUGAUAUAAAAUGCAAAAUUUUUGUUAAAAAAGAGGAUAAAUUUGUAUCGAGAGGAGUUGGAACGUUAUUUUUAAAACCGGUUAAAGAUAGUAAAAAAACUCAGGUCGUUGUGAGAGCUCAUACAAGUUUGGGAAACAUUCUUUUAAACAUUUUGCUCUCUCCCGGAAUGCCAAUACAAAAAACUGGUAAAAAUAAUGCCAUGUUGGUUUGUAUACCUACUCCAGAAAGCGAACCUCCUCCGGUACCAGUUUUAAUACGAGUUAAAACGAGCGAAGAAUGCGAUAAUCUUAUUAAAAAAUUAGAAGAAUGUAGAGACGCUUAA